AUGGAUCCUCCUCGCGCAUCUUCUCACAGUCCGGGGGAUACUAGCCCUAGUGGAAGCGAUGACCUCAGCACUAUUGAAACGAGCCCAGACCGCCGCUUAUCAGAACAACGAAGCCUCCAGCCGGAGCUCGAGCGUCGGCAAACCAACCUCGGCGACGUCGAACUUGCGCGUAUCGAAACCUACCGACUACAACACCGCUCGACAGUAGGCUCAGGCACUGGCAUCACACCUCGUGAACAAUGGCUUCCCCUCGGAGCUGGGAAGCCCUACCCACCUUCCCUCCCAGACCCGGAACAAUAUCUGGUGGAAUUCACGGAUGCCAAUGAUCCGCUCCAUCCCCAGAACUGGCCAUUGUCCAAGAAGAUUGGUAUCUCGGUGACUCUAGCCUAUACAACAUUCGUAUCCUCCUUCGCUAGUGCCAUUUUCUCCUCCGCAGUCGGCGCGAUCGGUCCCCAUUUUCAUAUCAGCACGGAGGUAGCCGUUCUCGGUGUUACCUUGUAUGUCCUGGGUUUCGCGUCUGGACCAACAAUCUGGGCACCGGCCAGUGAGCUCAUAGGCAGAAGAUGGCCAAUCUGUAUUGGCAUGUUCGGCUACUCUAUAUUUACUAUUGCGACAGCGACAAGCAAAGAUGUCCAGACAUUGAUGCUAACCCGGUUCUUUGCUGGGUUCUUCUCUGCCAGCCCCAUCGCCAUCGUGCCUGCCGUCUUUGCCGAUAUAUAUAACAACCAGACAAGAGGUGUGGCUAUUGCCAUGUUUGCCAUGGCUGUGUUUGUGGGACCGUUCGCCUCGCCAUUCGUGGGUGGCUUCAUUACAUCCAGUUAUCUUGGCUGGCGAUGGACUAUGUACAUUGCUUCCAUCAUGGGUUGGCUGGCUACUGGACUUUGUCUUCUACUUUUGAAGGAGACGUAUGCACCCGCUGUUCUGGUAGAGAAAGCGUCUACUCUCCGACGACAGACCCACAAUUGGGGUAUUCGCGCUAGACAGGAGGAGAUUGAGCUCGACUGGGGUGAACUCAUCACGAACAACUUCAGUCGACCAUUCCGUAUGCUCUUCACGGAACCAAUUGUCUUCUUGAUUUCCCUGUGGAUGAGUUUCGUCUAUGGACUAAUGUACGCACUUCUCGGCGCCUACCCGGUUGUGUUCCAAGGCAUCCACGGAAUGAGUCUGGGCGUUGGUAGUCUGCCCUUCAUUGCACUGAUUAUUGGCGAGGCUCUAGCCGGCUCCUAUAUCCUCUGGGACCAGAAGGCAUACAGCAAAAAGUUGACCGCCAACAACAACAUUCCCAUCCCGGAGUGGCGACUCCCCCCAGCCAUCGUUGGUGGUAUCUGCUUCUGUGUCGGCCUUUUCUGGUUCGGUUGGACUGGCUGGACAAAGUCAAUCCAUUGGAUGGCUCCUACUGCCAGUGGACUAAUGACUGGAUUUGGGAUCUACGUCAUCUUCUUGGAGUGUUUCAAUUAUCUGAUUGAUUCGUACUUGACCUUUGCUGCAUCCGUCUUCGCUGCGAAUACAAUUAUCCGAUCAGCCGUCGGUGCCGCUUUCCCCUUGUUCUCUAAGCAGAUGUUCAAUAAUCUGGGUGUGCAGUGGGCUGGUACUCUUCUUGGAUGUCUUGCCCUCAUCAUGGUUCCUAUUCCUCUGGCAUUUAUCAAAUGGGGACCUUCGUUGCGGAAGAAAUCGAAAUUCGCCCCGGUCUUUGAACCGAAACGUACGACUCAAGUGGAAAAGCAGGGAUCUCAAGCUGUUUAG
Molecule: messenger RNA, 1743 nt
Organism: Penicillium arizonense
Lineage: Eukaryota; Fungi; Ascomycota; Eurotiomycetes; Eurotiales; Aspergillaceae
Product: MFS transporter
Exons: 3
Coding region: 1-1743 (580 amino acids)
Biological process (GO): transmembrane transport
Molecular function (GO): transmembrane transporter activity
Source: RefSeq, a predicted model, not a curated record